CGAAAGCGUGUCCAUUUAUCUAGCCUGCUAUCCACCUCUACCCCAAGGUCCCCAGAACGACAUCUAUAAGACCUACACCAUCGGACUACCAUCCUCAACCAUGAGCAGCAGAGCAGCCCAGUCCUCUCCUCCUCCGCAAUCAUGGCCACCUUUAACGCCUCCGACGUGAACCUCCACACGGCGAGCAAGGAGGACGUGCUCUGCUACUAUGCCAUCUCGGACAACGAGUACAACGGCCACCUGGGCGCGCGAAUCUCCUCCAUCUUCGUGAUCCUCUUCGUCUCGACCGCCUUCACCUUCUUCCCCGUCGUCUCCAAGGGCCUCCCUAGCUGGAAGAUCCCGCACAACGUCUACAUCUUCGCCCGCUAUUUCGGCACGGGCGUCAUCCUGGCCACCGCGUUCAUCCACCUGCUGGACCCGGCCUACAAGCGCAUCGGCCCGAAGACGUGCGUCGGGGUCUCCGGGUACUGGGGCGAGUACUCGUGGUGCGCGGCCAUCGUGCUGACGGCCGUCGUGCUGAUCUUCCUCCUCGACCUGGCCGCCGAGGUCUACGUGGAGCACAAGUACGGCAUCGAGCGCGACGAGUCGGCCACGAGCGCCUUCAUCGCCCAGGACCCCUGCCCUUCCCUGCACAGCACCCACGACGUCGACCCGGAAGGGCGCAGCCGCAGCCGCAUUCCCGACGGAGAAAAACCCCUGCCUGCCACCUCCACCAACUCCACCACCGCCUCGGCCUCAGCUGACGCCGACGCCGACGCCGACGCGACCGAAAGAUCCUUCCGGCAGCAGAUCGCCGCCUUUCUGAUCCUAGAGUUCGGGAUCAUCUUCCACUCGGUCAUCAUCGGGCUGAACCUGGGCGUGACGGGGUCCGAGUUCGCCACCCUCUACCCCGUGCUGGUGUUCCACCAGUCCUUCGAGGGGCUGGGCAUCGGCGCCCGGCUGUCGGCCAUCCCCUUCGCCCAGCACGCCAAGCUGCCCUACCUCCUCUGUCUGGCCUACGGGCUGACCACCCCGAUCUCCAUCGCGAUCGGCCUGGGCUUGCGCACGACCUACAACCCCAACUCGAAGGAGUCGCUGAUCAUCCAGGGGGUGUUCAACGCCGUCUCCGCGGGCAUCCUCAUCUACAGUGCGUUGGUGGAGUUGUUGGCGCGCGACUUCUUGUUCGAUCCCUGCCGCACGCGCCGGCGGUCCAAGUUGUUGUAUAUGGUGGGCUGUACGCUGCUGGGGGCGGGCAUUAUGGCGCUUAUUGGGAAGUGGGCGUGAGGGUGGAGGUUGGGUCUGUUGGAAUUAUGGUGGAGGGGGGGGGAGGACUGUGGAUUAGUGUAUAUAAAAGUUACUCUAUGCGACGCAAAGUAUAUCCGGGAUAAUUUGUCGAGCGAAAUUGCAUCCAUUUUUCGUGGACAAACUCUCGUUUUUCUUUCGCUAGCUCUAUGUUUCCGUGAUCGACUCUGCCGGGUAAAUGUUUAGCAGUAACUAGUCCGGCAUCUUGUGCGGCUGCGACCGGGACAAACGGUAGCUAGAACACAAGGACUUCUGUGAAUUGGUGUUGCGGUUACAAGCAAGUCGUUUCAUGAGAUUCCCAACCAGACGCAGGCGAGUACUUUUUCAAAGCUCGUAACCAAGCCAGGACCAUGGUAGUAGAGAAUAUACUCUUCAAACCCAGUGUCAAGUCCAUUCAUAAAGCAUAGACUGCAUU
Molecule: messenger RNA, 1696 nt
Organism: Aspergillus aculeatus ATCC 16872
Lineage: Eukaryota; Fungi; Ascomycota; Eurotiomycetes; Eurotiales; Aspergillaceae
Exons: 1
Coding region: 142-1263 (373 amino acids)
Biological process (GO): zinc ion import across plasma membrane
Cellular component (GO): plasma membrane
Molecular function (GO): high-affinity zinc transmembrane transporter activity
Source: RefSeq, a predicted model, not a curated record